GCGGUAGCGGAGGAGCAUGGUGGGUGGGACAAAGCUCCACAUCACACUGACGCCGUUCUCGUAUCGCUCGGCUACAGAGGGAGAAGGAUAGGUACAGAAUCUGUUCCUUUGUCCUGGCUCAAAGUCGUUCUUCGAGCCAGCUGGCUGUUUGCAGGUUUCAGGCUGUUUGCAGGUUUCAGGUCCUGCUGGGAGAGGCGGAAAGACGGCGAGAGCCGAGACACAGCAGAGAUCAUUGCCGAGAAAAGACAAGCGUCCGACCUCUUACGUCAACAAUGGUGGUCGGGGCUUAUGUCAGGGUCCAUCAUACUGCCGUGGUGUUGCUGCUGCUGGCAUUACUUUGCUGCGCCAGUUGUCUACAGCCCGCAGCAGUAGAAGAAACCUCGCGACGACAACGACCUCAGCAGCAGCAGCAGCAGGGCAAUCAGGGCAACUCGCAAGCCGGCGACCAAGCGAUCAACCACGGUGAGGUAACAGACGUUGCCGGAGGCAGAGAUGGGGCAAGGUUUCGGCGACGACUGCUGUCUAAAAGCACGACAACACCCCCAAACACAGGCGCGAACGAUCAGCAUCAGCAACUAGACACCGCGGGGGAACAAGAGGCAUGGGAAGAACAGGCAAGAGCAGCAACGACGACGACGACCGUGGCAGCGAGAAGAGCAAACCCUGGUAUGCAUGGAAGCGAAGAAGGCGCGCGAGCAGCGGCGAAAGGCGUCUUGGAGGGGGGCGUCUACCGAGCGGCGCAGGUGCAGACGAUGGACGUCCUGGAGGCGGAAAGCGGCGAUGCCGUAGAGGCGGCGGUCGGGGAAGGAGCGGAGGAGGAGGAGGAGCAGCAGCAGCAGCAGGAGGAGGAGGAGGACAAGGGGAUCGAGGAGGGCGAGGCGGGGGGGUUCGUGGUGGUGGCGCCGGAUAGCGAGCCGGAGCAUAGGGGCCAAGGGGAAAACAUCGACAACGACAACGCAUCGACGAACGGGAUCAGCAACAACGUCAUGGUCAUCGUUUUCUGCGCCCUGGCGUUCGUAGCGAACGGAGGCUUUCUUGUCUACGUCUUCUGGGUGAUGUAGUUUGUCACUCCGAUGCUGGUGUUUGAAGAACUCGUUGUUUCGUUUCGUGCAAUGGUGGUGGUGGGGAAAAAUGUCGCUUCUGCUCCAUGUGCGUAUCGCUGUUGAGGAGCGCAUCGUGCCGAUGAUGAUGGUGAUGGUAAUGACGGCAUUGGGGUGUCGAAUCGAUUCUCGAUUUUAUUCGUACGGGUGUCCAGCGUGGGUGGAUUCACGGAGUAUGUUGUGUCCAUGUCCGCUGGUUUGUCUCAAUUUGGAUGUCGUAUGUUCCUAUUGUAUUAUUGGCAUAUAGUAGUCUCACCCCUAGGAUGUGUUCGAUGCGGUACUAAUGACACGUGGGUCUUGCACAGAGGGUUUGCUCGAUUUCUCUCUAUGUUCGAAGUGCUCAAGAAAGCGCGUUGUCGUCUAAGUGGCGGGCAUCUUUGGGACCUUUCACCCUUAAGGGCAGGAGAAAGGAAUAUGCUCGCUGGGCGAAAGUCAGCAAUGUCUGUUGUGUUUCUUUCAACCAAGGUGCUGCUGUAUAUACUGUAUCUCUCACCUAAUCAUCUUUUUUUUUGUUCGUUUUUUUUGCGUCUCUUGCAUCCCUUUGCUCCUACUGGAGUUUCGUGUGCCUCUAUAUCGUGUGCCUAUUGCUCUUGGCAUGGUCCCUUUGUGUGUUGUGUCUGACGUGACCGCUUGGUAGAACGUCGGAACGAAACGCUAUCUCCCUCAAGAAAGCAACCAACCGCUGUGUGUACAGGCUGCGCUUGGCGGUGUGGUGGUACUGUUUCGAUUCUUUGUUGGGGGGGAGGGAGGGUUAAUCAGUGGGGAGUUAAACGGAGUGCUUGUUGUGUGAGUCAAGUAGGCGGUCGAAAAACAGCGUCCGCGGCCGUUGUGGGGAUAGAGGUGCGUGUUGAGCCGUAGAAAUCAAACCGGUUACCCAGCUAGGAUCUCUUCCAUGCUCGUGCGCAUUUUGUUUGUGGUAGCCUCCGGAGACCAUCCAUCAAUGGUGGCCCGUCUGGUUACGACUUGGUGAUUCCCGCGAAGCUGGCCAUACCUUCGCUCCCCGAAGUCAUGGAUAUCGUGCUGGUGCUUGACGGUGCAGAUGGCGCCAUUCAUUGUAUGACCAACUAUUUACAGAUGGAAUACGCUGGGUCAUGUUCGGACUGCUCCAUGCUUUGUUUGUAGCAAUGUACCGGUGAAAUCGUACCUAGCUACUGCUGCUGUAGAUACCGAGGACUUUUAUUUCGUACAACCUUCCACGAGUGAAUGAAUCUCCCGCACCGCAC
Molecule: messenger RNA, 2323 nt
Organism: Ectocarpus sp. CCAP 1310/34
Lineage: Eukaryota; Phaeophyceae; Ectocarpales; Ectocarpaceae
Source: the annotation of a GenBank genome assembly